GCUGCGUCACUUGUUGGUGAACAGUUUGCAUCAUGAAGCUCACUCUCGCAUUGCUGUUUCUUAUUGGAGUCGCUGUUGUAGUCGGAGCAGGCAAUCCAGUCGAAGAUGAAACUCCUGAUAUAGACGAUGAGGGUACUAAAGAAGAUGUUGGUGUAGACGAUAACGAGCUGGAUGCGUCGGAGUACGAAGAUGAAAAUCCAGAUGAAGAUCAAGAUGAGAGCAAUGAGUCAGAAGACGAACCYGAGGAUAACGCACUGUUGGAUGAUGAACCGCGACAAGACGCUCAAGAAACGGAAAAUGACCCAGAAAAGAGGGCAGUCAUACGUAACAGAUGCACAACAACUCRUCGUGGUAGAAUAACAACAAAGCGCUGCUGCAAGAUCUGUUUGAAGAAGAGAUGCUACAAGAGAAAGUGUGGCAGGAAAUGUAAGUUCUUGGUGUUUGGCUGCAAGAGGAGGUGCUGGCGAGAAAGGUCCACUUGUUAUAAAUGUAGCAGUUGUAGAAUAACUGAGUCUAGAAAAGGCUAGAUAAAAAGAUCAGGGUCGUUAUUGUUACCAUUUUUAGGUUGACUAUAUACUAUCGAUCUUUUUGACAGAAUAAAAGCGUGGUUCCAUGUUUGUGAGCCUGAUGAAACGCAAA
Molecule: messenger RNA, 639 nt
Organism: Exaiptasia diaphana
Lineage: Eukaryota; Metazoa; Cnidaria; Anthozoa; Actiniaria; Aiptasiidae
Exons: 4
Coding region: 33-527 (164 amino acids)
Source: RefSeq, a predicted model, not a curated record